AUGGGGAACGAUAGCGAUGCAAACAAGGAGAAGGAAAAAGAUUCAAAAGGCAAAAGGAAGGUAACUAUUGCCACGAAAGACUCCUAUACUAGAGUGACUACAAUCUCUAAUACGACUGAUAAACCAAACACUCAAACUAAACCAACUAUGGAAGACAUCCCCCAAAGCCCUAUACAAAAUCCUCAAGUACAUAACAUUCACACUACUGUGGAUAAUAAAAUUGUGGAUGGGAAAUAUGUGAGGACAGAAACACAAGUCGAAGAAGCUCGCAAAGAAGACAUGAAACAGCAUGUGGAAGCGAUAAAACAAUAG
Messenger RNA from Necator americanus (New World hookworm), 312 nucleotides. RefSeq lists its product as uncharacterized. Lineage: Eukaryota; Metazoa; Nematoda; Chromadorea; Rhabditida; Ancylostomatidae. The record is from RefSeq and is a predicted model, not a curated record. Bases 1 to 312 code for a protein of 103 amino acids. The transcript is spliced from 3 exons.